GUCAUCUGUUUCGACGCCCUGGAAGGUUCAGCUGUCAAUCAUAUAUGGGUCCAAUAUGGACGACCUGGUAAUGCAGCAAAGCCCGUGUUAGGACUGGAGGGGGCCAGAAUAGAACAAGAAAAACUUGCAAGGUUUGGUACGGUUGCAGCCAGGAGAGAAAACGUAAAUAUGCCUACUCCGUAUUUUACCCUGGAUGCCCAACUGAGGUUCCAUGACAAAUGGCUGAAGAUAGACUUGCAGCGAGUGUUCUCUCCAGAAGGGCUGAGUGAGAUGUGGAAUGAGAUGGUGAAGGAUGAAGAGAUCACUUUCAAUGGAGAAGAAUCAUCUCACCCAGAAGACUGCACUGAUUGCUUCGGUACUCAGAAGAAGGAUGAAUCCAACGAUAAAGAGAAGAAGGAAGCGGAGGAAGUGUCGACAUCUGUCCAUCACUCUAUCAUCGAGACAUGGGACUGGGGGCGGCAGCCAGAUGAGACGGAGCUGAAGGACUGUCUGAUGGUGCUGGUAGAUGACCAACAGAAGCUAUCGGCUCAGAUGGCUAAGAGCACGCUGUCUGCCCUGCGUCUACGCCAGCGCCUGGUCAUCCUAGAGAGAUACCUCAUAUCCCUGAGCCACAGCAUGAUGGAAGAGAAGUACAAGGUCCGGUGGAAGAGCCCCCCCAGCCCCCCUCCACCCAUCGUAGACAACAAGAGCCCCCGGCCAGCCAGCAAGGGCGUGGAGGGUCUGGCCAGAGUCGGCUCCAGAGCAGCUCUCUCCUUCGCCUUUGCCUUUCUACGACGAGCCUGGAGGUCUGGUGACGACGCGGACCUGUGCAGUGAGCUGCUCCAGGAGUCCCUGGACGCUCUGCGGGCCCUCCCAGAAGCCACUCUGUUUGACGAGGGCACCGUGUCGUCUGUCUGGCUGGAGGUCGUGGAGAGAGCCACUAAGUUCCUCAGUGACGUCCAUGGAAGUGGUAGUACCAAAGGCAGCAUCCCACUACAGGACCAACACCUUGCCUUGGCCAUCCUGCUGGAGCUGGCAGUACAGAGGGGCACUCUGAGCCAGCUGCUGUCUGCCGUGCUGCUACUGCUGCGUCUGUGGGACAGUGGGACCAGGGAGAUGGACAAUGAGCGAUCCACCCAGGGGACCAGCGCCCCCCUCCUCCCUCUCCUACAGCGCUUUCACAACAUCCACAGCAGCAAGGAGGAACCCAGCCCCGAUGAGGAGAUGGAGAUCCUGGGGGCCCCUCUGAGUCCCAAUGAGAGUUUCCUGCGCUACCUGACGCUGCCCCAGGACAAUGACUUGGCUAUCGACCUGAGACAGACGGCUGUGGUCAUCAUGGCUCACCUGGACCGCCUGGCCGCCCCCUGCUCCCCCUCGCACUGCAGCUCCCCUACCUCCCACAAGGGCACUCUGCAGGAGGUGAUUGGCUGGGGGUUGCUAGGCUGGAAGCUGUAUGCCAACGUGAACGGUCCUGUGCAGUGCAAGGCCCUGUCAGGCCUGGGGGUUUCCCAGAUAGUCUGUUCCGAGAAGGGCUUCCUCAUCCUGGCCAGCAGCGGAGCCGUCUACACGCAGAACUACAAGAGCACCACACUGGCUCCCAUGCUGGUCCAUGCCCUGACCUCCAGGAAGAUAGUGAAGUUGGCAGCUCAUCCAGACGGACAGCACUACCUGGCCCUGUCGGCCAACGGAGAGGUCUUCUCCUGGGGCUGUGGAGACGGGGGCCGCCUGGGCCAUGGAGACACCACGUAUCUGGAGGAGCCUGCAGUGAUCACAGCGUUCACAGGGAAGCAGACAGGGAAGAAUGUGGUGCAGGUAGCCUGUGGGAGCACCUACAGUGCUGCGAUCACAGCUGAUGGAGAGCUGUACACCUGGGGCAGGGGUAACUACGGACGGCUGGGACACGGGUCCAGUGAAGACCAGACUAUUCCCAUGCUGGUGACCGCUCUAAAGGGACUGAAGGUGCUGGAUGUGGCCUGUGGCAGUGGAGACGCACAGACCCUGGCUGUCACAGAGAACGGCCAGGUGUGGUCGUGGGGGGAUGGGGACUAUGGGAAGCUGGGUCGUGGAGGCAGCGACGGCUGUAAGACCCCAAAGCUGGUGGAGAAGCUUCAGGACCUGGAUAUAGUGAAGGUGUGCUGUGGGAGUCAGUUCUCUGUAGCACAGACCAAGGAUGGUCAGGUGUACACCUGGGGGAAAGGAGACAACCAGCGCCUCGGCCACGGCACCGAGGAACAUGUCCGUUACCCCAAACUGCUGGACAGUCUACAAGGGAAGAAAGUGGUGGACAUCGCGGUCGGCUCCACUCACUGUCUGGCGCUGACUGAUGAAGGAGAGGUCCACAGCUGGGGCAGCAACGACAAGCUACAGCACUUUGAUACUUUGUUCUCCAACAAGAAGCAGCCCAAGGCUCUGCCAGGCCUGAACUCCAAACACAUAGUGGGCAUCUCCUGUGGGCCAGGACAGAGCUUUGCGUGGUCGUCCUGUUCAGAGUGGUCUGUGGGGCAGCGCGUGCCCUUCGUAGUGGACGUGUGCCCUGUGACCUUUGAGCAGCUGGAUCUGCUCUUGCGGCAGGUGAGCGAGGGCAUGGACGGCUCUUCUGAUUGGCCCCCGCCGCAGGAGAAGGAGUGCAUGGUGGUUGCCUCCCUUAACCUGCUCAGGCUACAGCUCCAUGCAGCCAUCAGUAACCAGAUGGACCCUGAGGAGUUGGGUCUGGGUCUGGGCAGCGGGCUGCUCAACAACCUGAAGCAGACCGUGGUGACGCUAGCAUCCAACGCUGGAGUCCUCAACACCGUCCAGGCAGCUGCCCAGGCCGUGCUACAGAGUGGUUGGUCAGUGCUGCUCCCUACUGCAGAGGAGAGGGCCAGGGCUCUGUCCUCACUACUACCCAACACAGCAUCUGGUAACGAGAUGAGCGUUAGUCCUGGACGUCGCUUCAUGAUCGACCUGUUGGUCAGCAGUCUGAUGGCGGACGGAGGGCUGGAGUCUGCUCUCAAUGCUGCCAUCACAGCUGAGCUACAGGACAUAGAGGCAAAGAAGGAGGCCCAGAAAGAGAAGGAGGUCGAUGAGCAGGAGGCCAAUGCCUCCACCAUGCUGCGUUGCCGCACCACCCUGGACAAAGACCUCAUCAACACCGGGAUAUACGAGUCUGCUGGGAAGCAGAGCCUUCCUCUGGUCCAGCUCGUACAGCAGCUACUGAGGAACAUCGCCUCUCAGACCAUCGUUAGACUGAAGGACGUGGCCCGGAGGAUAUCUAGCGGGGUCGACACGGAGCACGUUAGUAAAGAACGCUCGGCCUCCCUCGACCUGUUGCUGCGCUUCCAGAGGCUGCUGGUCAGCAAACUCUACCUGGGGGUCAACGGCACCGAAAACACCAACGGAUACAAUCCAGAGCUGCUGGGUGUGGGGUCCCUGUUGAAGAAGUACAUCGCCCUACUGUGUACUCACAUUGGAGACAUCCUCCCUGUGGCUACCAGCAUAGCCUUCACCGGACACAGACACUUCAAUGAAGUGGCUCGGGUCAUCGAGGGUGACCUCACUGGUGUUCUCCUCCCUGAGCUGGUGGUGUCCAUCGUGUUGCUGCUGACCAUGGACCCCGGCCUGAUGCAGGAGACCGGCUCCAUCCCUCUGCUGACUGGGCUGCUGGAGCACCUGGACCGCUUCAACCACCUGGCGCCUGGACACGAGAGGGACGACAACGAAGACCUGGCCUGGCCCGGCAUCAUGGGCUCAUUCUUCACAGGGCAGAGCUCGAAGAACAAUGAGGAGAUGUCUCUGAUCCGCAAGGCCGACCUGGAGAACCACAACAAAGAUGGCGGCUUCUGGACCGUCGUGGACGGGAAAGUCUACGACAUCAAAGACUUCCAGGCCCAGUCGCUCACUGGGAACAGCAUUCUGGCCCAGUUUACAGGAGAAGACCCUGUUGUUGCGUUGGAAGCAGCCCUGCAGUUUGAGAACACCAGGGUGUCUAUGCAGGCUUUCUGUGUUGGACAGUACAUAGAGCCCAACCAGGAGACAGUGACCACCCCAGACCUGAGCAGCCUGUGCUCCCCCCUCAUCGACACAGAGAGGAACCUGGGACUCCUGCUGGGCCUCCACGCCUCUUACCUGGCCAACAGCACCCCCCUGUCACCCAUGGAGAUAGAAUGUGCCAAAUGGCUCCAGUCGUCCAUCUUCCAAGGUGGUCUGCAGACCAGUCAGAUCCACUACAACUACAACGAGGAGAAGGAUGAGGACCACUGCUGGUUGCCGGGAACACCAGAUAAGAUGUACUCCCGCUGGCUCACCCUCAGCGACCACGCCCAGCCCUUCUUACAGGCUAUCGCUGACAACACCACUCAGGACCACACUGUGAAGGACUUCCUGUGCCAAAUGGAGCGGUGCUGUAAACAGUACCACCUCAUCACACCCAUCACCUUCCCCCUGGAGCACCCUGUGGAGGAAGUAGGCCGUCUGCUUCUCUGCUGCCUGCUCAAACACCAGGACCUCGGUCACAUCGCCCUUUCCCUCGUCAACCAAUGUGCCUUGGGCGUGGAGCAGGGGAAGCAGAGGUCCCUCCCCAGAUCUGUGAUUGACGUGUGUCGCAUGGUGUACCAGGCUAAGUGCUCUUUAAUCAAGACCCACCAGGAGCAGGGUCGUAGUUAUAAGGAGGUCUGUGCUCCUGUCAUCGAGAGGCUGCGCUUCCUGUUCAACGAGCUGCGUCCUGCCGUGAGCAGCGACCUCUCCAUCGUGUCCAAGCUGAAGCUGCUCAGCGCCCAGCCGCGCUGGAAGAGGAUCACACAGAAGCUCAUCAGAGACUGCAGGAAGAAGAGAGUGCCUAAGAAGUCUGAAUCGGCAGACGUAGUAGAGGAGCCGAAACUAGAGAAUGAAGGGACCAAUGAGGAGGAGCUCUGUGUCCCCAUAAGCCCUGCCCCCACAGACAGAAAACCACCCACCAACAAGACACCCAAGCAGCAGGAUAGGCUGGCUCCUCUCCUCAACACGGUCGCUCACGUCCAGAAGUUUAAGUGGCUGAAGCACAGUGUCCAGGGAGUCUUCUCUACCUCUAGCCUCAUGGGGACCAUCGUAGAGUUCGCUCUGAAGGAGGAGCCACUCGACGUGGAGAAGAUGAGGAAGUGUCUUCUCAAACAGGUGCAGAAUGGGACACGGACAUUACCAUUCAAGUACAUUUUGUUUUUGUGCUGGGUGGACCAGCGAUCAGAAUUCUAUUUCUGUAGGUCCGUAUCAGACAGGGGGGAAGAACACGGUUCUGUAGGGCGAAUUAAUCCUGAGGGGACCAACAUCGGGGAGCCGCUGUCUGACUGUCUGAAAGACGUUGGUCUGAUCCCUCCCUUCAACCGCAUGCUGUUAGAGGUCACCUUCGGGAAGCUCUACUCCUGGUCCAUCCAGAACCUACGCAACAUCCUGCUGGAGGCCAGCGGCAGCUUUAAUCAACUGGGUGUACAGCCCGUCCCUCUCCAGACCAUUACCAAUGAGAACCCGGCCGGCCCCAGUCUGGGCACCAUCCCUCAGGCCCGUUUCCUUCUCUCCAUGCUCCACAUGCUGUCUCUGAAACACGGGGCCAACAGCCUCGCUCUGCUGCUUAACUCUGGAACUCUGGCUCUCACACAGAGCAUCCUCCGACUCAUAGGCCCCAGUACAGACAGCAGUGAGGAGGAGCUGGGGUCGAGAGGUCACGGGGGGUCAGCUACGGUACUGGAGGAGAGCCGAAAGGAGGCGACCCCCACUCCCCUGCCCGCCUCAGGGCCUGAACUUGCCGCCAUGAUGAAGAUCGGAACCAGAGUGAUGAGAGGACUGGACUGGAAGUGGGGAGAUCAGGACGGUCCUGCGCCGGGUCUGGGCCGGGUGAUAGGGGAGCUGGGUGAGGAUGGGUGGAUUAGGGUCCAGUGGGAUACCAGCAGUACCAACUCCUACAGGAUGGGGAAGGAGGGAAAAUACGACCUGAAACUGUCAGAGCCCCCGCCUGCCUCCCAGCCUGCUACUGAAGACUCUGACACCGAGGAUGACACUGAAGGAGAGGUGCUGGAUAAGAGUGCCCACCCUACAGCCAUGUUGUUAACCAGCACAGUGAACCUGUUGAAGACCCUGUCUCUGUCUGCUGGGAUCUACUCCGAGGUGAUGCAGACAGACGCCACACGGACCCUCUGUGGUCUUCUCCGCAUGCUGGUGGAGAGUGGAGCCAACGAUAAGACCGGUUGUCCAUCUCACCGGCUGGUGUCCAGGGAGCAGCAUCGUAGCUGGUGUACUCUGGGUUUCAUCCGCAGCGUGGCCCUCCAGCCUCAGAUGUGUUCUUCUCUCAGUACUUCAGCCUGGAUCGGUCUGCUGAUCCGCAUCGUAGAGGGACAACAGUCCUGUAAUGCUGUUACUCUGCAGAGACAGAUCCUGGCUCUGCGUCUGCUGCAGGCCGUGCUCCCCUCCUGGGACAAGAUGGAGAGAUCUCAGGACAUGAAGUUCCUGGUGGAGAAACUCUUUGGAUUCCUGGGGUGUCUACUGCGCUCCUGCUCUUCUGACUUGCCCCUGCUCAGAGAGGGCUCUCUGAGACGCAGGAAGUCCCGACCCCAGGCCUCUCUGACAGCCAGUCACAGCAGUACACUGGCUGAGGAGAUAGUUGCUGUGCUGCGCACGCUGCACUCCCUGGGCCAAUGGAACGCUCUGCUCAACGACUAUAUCAACUGUCAACUCAGCUGUAUAGGAGAUGUGAUGGCCGGACGGCACUCUGACACGACUCUCCUGGAGGAGUACUUUCCUGACUCGGAGGGCCCCAGGGUGGGUAGUCUGAUGGCCGUGCUGGCUGUGAUCGGGGGCAUCGAUGGGAGGCUGAGGCUGGGUGGACAGGUCAUCCAUGAGGAGUAUGGAGAGGGAACGGUCACACGCAUCACACCUAAAGGACGAAUCACAGUGCAGUUUCAUGAGAUGAGGACAUGUCGGGUCUGCCUGCUCAGCCAACUCAAACCACUACCAGUAGUAUCGUUCAGUGUUCCGAACCUUCCCUUCUCUGACUCCAUGUUGGUUGUCUGGGCUCAACUGGUUAACCUGGCCGGCAGCAAGCUGGAGAAACACCGCCUGAAGUCUCUCAGCCGCGGACUCACAGCUGACCAGGUCGAUGUUGGCCUCUUGCGGUGCCAGCAGCUGAGACUGUACAUCCUGAAGGCAGCCAGGACCCUCCUCUCCCACCAGGACAAACUACGACAGAUCCUCUCACAGGCUGCCGUGCUGGAUCUCCCACCCAACUCCGGUGAGGAGCCUACGGCUGUGUCUCCAGACGUGGGUGACCUGUCUCCUGAGGGUCCCCUGCCCCCCCUUAUCCUCCUCCAGCAGCUCCUUUCUGCAGCCACACAGCCCUCACCUAUCAAGGCCAUCUUCAACAGGCAGGAACUGGAGACUGCAGCCCUAGCAGUGUGUCAGUACCUGGCGGUGGAGUCCACCCACCCCUCCUCCCCCCUGUUUGAGAGCAGUAGCUCCAGUGAGGCCACUACCCCUGUCACCGUGCAGCACGUCAAGGUCCCUAAACAGAAGAAGCAGAAGGCCUCUCCUGUCCCCCCGCUGCCUAUUGUACUACAGCUGAUGGAAAUGGGUUUCCAUAGGAACAAUAUCGAGUUUUCCCUCAAGUCUCUGUCUGGGACCGGCAGCGCCUCUGGUGUACCAGGUGUGGAGUCUUUAGUGGCCUGGUUGCUGGACCAUCCUGAUGUCCAGGUGACAGAGCUGUCUGAUGUUGACACGGUGUCGGAUGACUACUCUGAGGAGGAGCUGGAGGAGGAGCCGGAGGAGGAGCUGGAGGAGCAGGCUCCCACAGCCUUCCCAGUGCCUCCUGGUGCAGUGGUGACAGAGACUCAGACCUUUAAGAACCAAUCAGAUUUCCAGAGCAACGAUGACUAUGCUGUUUAUAUCAGAGAGAACAUUCAGGUGGGCAUGAUGGUGAAGUGCUGUAGAACGUAUGAGGAAGUGUACGAGGGAGACGUUGGGAAGGUAAUUAAACUGGACAGAGAUGGACUCCAUGACCUGAAUGUCCAGUGUGACUGGCAGCAGAAAGGCGGGACCUACUGGGUCCGCUAUAUACACACUCAACUACUAGGCUUCCCACCACAGACCUCUCCAUCCCACAUUAAGAUCGGGGACAAAGUGAGGGUGAAGGCUACCGUCACGACGCCGAAGUACAAAUGGGGCUCUGUCACUCACAGGAGUGUAGGAGUGGUCAAGGCUUUCAGUGCCAAUGGGAAGGAUGUGAUUCUGGACUUCACUCAGCAGUCUCACUGGACCGGGCUGCUGUCUGAGAUGGAGCUGGUUCCCAGUGUCCACCCGGGAGUCCGCUGUGAUGGCUGUCAGAUGUUCCCUAUCAACGGCCCCAGGUUCAAAUGUAGACACUGUGACGACUUUGACUUCUGUGAGAGGUGCUUUAAAACACGCCAACACAACACCAGGCACUCUUUUGUACGUGUCAACGAACCAGGCCAGUCUCCAGCUUUCUGUGGGCGCUCAGGGAAGCAGUUGAAGCGUCACCACGGCAACCAGAGGGGCAUGCUGGUAGAUGAGUGGUCCAGAGCCGUCAAAAGCCUCAACGUGUCGUCGUCUGUCAACCAGGCAUCACGCCUCAUCGACUGCAGUGAGCUCUGCUGGCAGUCCUCUGGGUCACAGGGAAAGCACUGGAUCCGUCUGGAGCUGUUACCUGAUGUCCUGGUCCACAGGCUGAAGAUGACGGUGGACCCUGCAGACAGCAGCUAUAUGCCGUCUCUGGUGGUGGUCUCAGGUGGCAGUUCCCUGAACAACCUGGUAGAGCUGAAGACUAUCAACAUCAACCCCACAGACACCACUGUUCCUCUGCUCAACGACUGCAAUGAGUACCACAGGUACAUAGAGAUAGCCAUCAAGCAGUGCCGCAGCUCUGGUAUCGACUGUAAGAUCCACGGCCUGGGCAUCGUGGGACGGAUCAGAGCAGAGGAUGAGGACCUGGCCACCGUGCCGUUCCUGGCUUCAGACAACGAGGAAGAGGAUGAUGAGAAGACGCCUACUGGGAGUUUGGCCCGUAAGAAGUUGUCCGGUCUGGAGUCGACUGCCACCAUCCGGACCAAGGUGUUUGUCUGGGGACUCAAUGACAAAGACCAGCUGGGAGGACUGAAGGGGUCCAAGAUCAAGGUCCCGUCCUUCUCUGAAACCCUCUCAACCCUCAACGUGGUGCAGGUGGCCGGCGGCUCUAAGAGUCUGUUUGCAGUGACGGCCGAGGGGAAGGUUUAUUCGUGUGGAGAGGCCACUAACGGGCGUCUGGGCCUGGGUCUGUCCAGCGGUACCAUCCCUAUCCCCCGCCAGAUCACUGCUCUCAGUAACUACGUAGUGAAGAAGGUUGCGGUGCAUUCUGGGGGACGCCACGCCAUGGCCCUCACCGUAGAUGGGAAGGUGUUCUCCUGGGGAGAGGGAGACGACGGGAAACUGGGACACUUCAGCAGGAUGAACUGUGACAAGCCGCGCCUCAUCGAGGCCCUGAAGACCAAGAGGAUCCGGGACAUCGCCUGCGGCUCGUCCCACAGUGCUGCCAUCACCUCCAGUGGAGAACUGUACAGCUGGGGCCUGGGGGAGUACGGACGGCUGGGACACGGAGACAACACCACGCAGCUACGUCCCAAACUGGUGAAGGUGCUUCUGGGUCAUCGUGUGGUCCAGGUGGCUUGUGGGAGUAGAGAUGCUCAAACUCUAGCCCUGACAGAUGAAGGUCUGGUGUUCUCCUGGGGCGAUGGGGACUUUGGGAAGCUGGGUCGUGGGGGCAGCGAGGGCUGUAAUAUCCCUCAGAACAUUGAGAGGCUGAAUGGGCAGGGAGUCUGUCAGAUAGAGUGUGGGGCUCAGUUCUCCCUGGCUCUCACCAAGUCUGGAGUGGUCUGGACAUGGGGUAAAGGGGACUACUUCCGUCUGGGCCACGGGACAGACGUCCAUGUGCGUAAGCCUCAGAUGGUGGAGGGGCUGAGGGGGAAGAAGAUCAUCCACGUGGCCGUGGGGGCGCUGCACUGCCUGGCUGUCACCGAGACUGGACAGGUGUUUGCGUGGGGGGACAACGACCAUGGCCAGCAGGGUAACGGGACCACCACGGUGAACAGGAAGCCCACCCUUGUUCAGGGUCUAGAGGGACAGAAGAUCACCCGUGUUGCCUGUGGCUCCUCCCACAGUGUUGCCUGGACCACCGUAGAUGUCACCACCCCCUCUGUCCACGAGCCUGUCCUCUUCCAGACCGCCAGGGACUCUCUAGGGGCAUCAUACUUAGGCGUCCAGUCAGACAGUGACUCCUCGGCGGUGAACAAUAAGAUGAGUGGCCACAGUAAUGGAGUUAGACCCAACCGCCCCUCUCUGGCUAAAAUACUACUGUCUCUGGAUGGGAACCAGGCCAAGCAACAGGCCCUGUCCCAUGUCCUCUCAGCCCUACAGAUCAUGUAUGCCAGGGAUGCUGUGGUUGGUGCCCUGAUGCCAGCUUGUAUGAUGGUCCCCAUGGAGUGCCCCCCCCCUGACUCCUCCUCAGCAUCCAGCCCCUCUGAGUCAGAGGGACCCCCUGUUCCCACAGAGGUGGAGGAGAGGGUCAGCCCUAACCCCUGGCAGACAGACAAGAAUGGAGAGGUGACCUCCUCCGAGGAUGCUGUCACCCCCUCGUCAGCUGUGACCCCGUCUACUGCUGCUUCCUCUCGACCUUUCAUCCCAGUCACGGACGACCCCGGAGCAGCUAGCAUCAUCGCAGAGACCAUGACCAAAACUAAGGAGGACUCAGAGUGUCAGAAUAAGACCGGGGCUCCAGAACCUCAGUACCUGGACGAGUUCACCAGUCUGCUGGUACCUGAUGAUACCAGGGUGAUGGUGGACCUGCUGAAGCUGGCGGUGUCUGUUCGCUCUGGGGAGAAGGGCAAGGAGGUGCUGUCUGCUGUGCUGUCUGGGAUGGGGACUGCCUACCCACAGGUUGCAGACAUGCUUCUGGAGCUGUGUGUCACGGAGUUAGAAGACGUGGCCACGGACUCUCAGAGCGGUCGUCUGUCCUCUCAGCCGGUGGUGGUGGAGAGCAGUCAUCCCUAUACAGACGACACCUCUACCAGCGGCACCGUCAAGAUACCUGGUGCGGAGGGACUGAGGGUGGAGUUUGACCGGCAGUGUUCUGCAGAAAGACGUCAUGACCCUCUCACCAUCAUGGAUGGAGCCAAUAGGAUCAUCUCAGUCCGAUCAGGUCGUGAGUGGUCGGACUGGUCCAGUGAGUUGAGGAUCCCAGCUGAUGAGCUGAAGUGGAAGUUUACCAGCGAUGGAUCUGUCAACGGAUGGGGUUGGCGCUUCACUGUCUACCCUAUCAUGCCUGCUGCUGGGCCCAAAGACCUCUUGUCUGACCGCUGCAUCCUGUCCUGUCCCUCCAUGGACCUGGUGACCUGCCUCCUGGACUUCAGGCUCAACUUGGCCUCCAACAGGCGUAUCGUACCCCGCCUGGCUGCCUCCCUGGCUGCCUGCGCUCAGCUCAGUGCCCUGGCAGCAGGACAUCGUAUGUGGGCUCUGCAGAGGCUCCGUAAGCUGCUGACUACAGAGUACGGCCAGUCCAUCAACAUCACCAGGCUGCUUGGGGACAGUGAAGGAGAGUCUCGCUCCAUGAGUUUUACAGGCAGUGCGCUGGCCGCCCUGGUGAAGGGUCUUCCCGAGGCUCUCCAGAGGCAGUAUGAAUAUGAGGACCCCAUCGUCAGGGGAGGAAAGCAGCUGCUGCACAGCCCUUUCUUCAAGGUGCUGGUGGCUCUAGCCUGCGACCUGGAGUUGGACACCCUACCCUGCUGUGCUGAGACCCAUAAGUGGGCGUGGUUCCGCCGGUACUGUACUGCAUCCAGAGUGGCUGUCGCUCUGGACAAGAGGACUCCUCAGCCACGUCCCUUCCUGGAUGAGGUGACGAAGAAGAUCCGUGAGUUGAUGGCUGACUGUGAGGUGAUGAACGUCCUCCACGAGAGCCAUGACCUGUUUAAGAGAGAGCAGGACGAGCAGCUUGUCCAAUGGAUGAACAGGAGACCUGACGACUGGACGCUGUCUGCAGGAGGCUCCGGGACCAUCUACGGCUGGGGUCACAACCACCGGGGUCAGCUAGGGGGCAUUGAGGGGGCAAAGGUCAAGGUCCCCACCCCCACAGAGGCCCUGGCGACUCUGAGACCUGUUCAGCUGAUAGGAGGGGAGCAAACCCUGUUCGCUGUCACUGCUGAUGGAAAGUUGUAUGCUACAGGGUACGGUGCGGGGGGCCGGCUGGGUAUUGGAGGAACAGAGUCCGUGUCCACCCCCACUCUGCUGGAGUCCAUCCAGCAUGUGUUCAUCAGGAAGGUGGCGGUGAACAGCGGAGGGAAACACUGUCUAGCCCUGUCCUCUGAGGGAGAGGUCUACUCCUGGGGAGAGGCUGAGGACGGAAAACUGGGACACGGCAACAGGAGUCCAUGUGACCGUCCCCGCGUGAUAGAGUCCCUACGGGGGGUGGAGGUGGUGGAUGUAGCUGCUGGAGGGGCCCAUAGUGCCUGCAUCACGGCCAGCGGAGAGCUCUACACCUGGGGCAAGGGACGCUACGGACGCCUGGGGCAUGGAGAUUCUGAGGACCAACUCAAACCCAAACUGGUGGAUGCUCUGCAGGGCCACAGGGUGAUAGAUGUGGCGUGUGGUAGUGGUGACGCCCAGACUCUUUGUCUGACUGACGAUGACAUGGUCUGGUCCUGGGGCGAUGGAGACUAUGGCAAGCUUGGGCGGGGCGGCAGCGACGGCUGCAAGGUCCCCAUGAAGAUUGAUUCUCUGACUGGACUGGGAGUGGUGAAGGUUGACUGUGGCUCCCAGUUCUCUGUCUCUCUCACCAAGUCUGGAGCAGUUUACACCUGGGGUAAAGGUGACUACCACCGGCUGGGUCACGGUUCUGAUGACCAUGUACGGCGACCCAGACAGGUCCAGGGCCUGCAGGGGAAGAAGGUCAUUGCCAUAGCAACGGGGUCACUCCACUGUGUCUGCUGCACUGAGGAUGGAGAAGUGUACACGUGGGGUGAUAAUGACGAGGGCCAGCUGGGAGACGGGACCACUAACGCCAUCCAGAGGCCUCGUCUUGUCGCUGCGUUGCAGGGGAAGAAGAUCAACAGGGUGGCUUGUGGCUCUGCCCACACACUGGCCUGGUCCACCUCCAAACCUUCCAAUGGAGGGAAACUUCCUGGUCAGGUGCCCAUGGAAUACAACCACCUCCAGGAGAUUCCCAUCAUGUCUCUGAGGAACAGACUGUUACUGCUGCACCACAUAUCGGAGCUCUUCUGUCCCUGUAUCCCCAUGUUUGAUCUGGAGGGCCGGCUGGGGCAGACCGCACACGGACCUGCCCUAGGGUUUAACACACUACGGGGCAUACUCAUCUCACAGGGCAAGGAAGCAGCGUUCCGGAAGGUAGUCCAGGCCACCAUGGUGAGAGACAGACAGCAUGGACCUGUAGUGGAACUCAACAGGAUACAGGUCAAGCGGUCUCGUAGUAAAGGAGGUUUGGCAGGUCCAGACGGGACCAAGUCAGUGUUUGGUCAGAUGUGUGCCAAGAUGAGCUCCUUCAGCCCAGACAGCCUGCUGCUGCCUCACCGUGUCUGGAAGGUCAAGUUUGUGGGUGAGUCUGUGGAUGACUGUGGCGGGGGCUACAGUGAGUCCAUAGCAGAGAUGUGUGAGGAGCUCCAGAACGGUCUGACCCCUCUCCUCAUCGUGACCCCUAAUGGACGAGACGAGUCAGGAGCGAACAGAGACUGUUUCCUGCUCAACCCUGCAGCCAAGUCAGCUCUGCAUAUGAACAUGUUCAGAUUCUUAGGAGUGCUCCUGGGCAUAGCCAUCCGUACCGGAUCCCCUCUCAGUCUCAACCUGGCUGAACCUGUCUGGAAACAGCUGGCUGGGAUGAACCUCACCAUCGCUGACCUUAGUGAGGUGGAUAAAGACUUUAUCCCUGGUCUGAUGUACAUCAGAGACAACGAGGCCACUGCUGAGGAGUUUGAGGGCAUGACUCUCCCCUUCACAGUCCCUAACGCCAGCGGACAGGAUAUCCAGCUCAGCUCUAAAUACUCCCACAUCACCCUGGAGAACAGGGCCGAGUAUGUCCGCCUCGCCAUCAACUACAGGCUCCAUGAGUUUGAUGAGCAGGUGUCAGCUGUGAGGGAAGGGAUGGCUCGGGUCGUACCUGUCCCCCUGCUCUCCCUCUUCACAGGAUAUGAGCUAGAGACAAUGGUGUGCGGCAGUCCAGACAUCCCCCUCCACCUGUUGAAGUCAGUAGCCACCUAUAAAGGUGUUGAGCCAACCUCUCCUCUCAUCCACUGGUUCUGGGAGGUCAUGGAGUCCUUCUCCAACACAGAGAGAUCUCUGUUCCUGCGCUUCGUCUGGGGACGGACACGCCUCCCACGCACCAUCGCUGACUUCAGAGGACGAGACUUCGUUGUCCAGGUGCUGGAUAAGUACAACCCUCCGGACCACUUCCUACCAGAGUCCUACACCUGUUUCUUUCUCCUCAAGCUGCCCAGGUAUUCCUGUAAGCAGGUGCUGGAGGAGAAGCUGAAAUAUGCCAUCCACUUCUGUAAGAGUAUUGAUACAGACGACUACGCUCGAAUCGCUCUGACCGGAGAACCUGCCGCGGACAACAGCUCUGAAGACUCGGACAAUGAGGACGCAGACUCCUUCGCCUCCGACUCCACGCAGGACUACCUGACAGGCCACUGACCCCUGAUCCAGCUUCUCCGACUCCACGCAGGACUACCUGACAGGCCACUGACCC
Molecule: messenger RNA, 14713 nt
Organism: Oncorhynchus tshawytscha (Chinook salmon)
Lineage: Eukaryota; Metazoa; Chordata; Actinopteri; Salmoniformes; Salmonidae
Gene: herc2
Product: HECT and RLD domain containing E3 ubiquitin protein ligase 2
Exons: 91
Coding region: 169-14658 (4829 amino acids)
Biological process (GO): protein ubiquitination
Molecular function (GO): ubiquitin-protein transferase activity; zinc ion binding
Source: RefSeq, a predicted model, not a curated record